Molecule: messenger RNA, 466 nt
Organism: Anopheles cruzii
Lineage: Eukaryota; Metazoa; Arthropoda; Insecta; Diptera; Culicidae
Product: migration and invasion enhancer 1
Exons: 2
Coding region: 1-324 (107 amino acids)
Biological process (GO): negative regulation of apoptotic process; positive regulation of filopodium assembly
Source: RefSeq, a predicted model, not a curated record
AUGACGGAAUCAGACGACGUUCCUGCAACUCCUGCGCCAACGCGCGUCGAUAUAGAGUAUUGUACCGUUUGCAAUUCGGAACCACAGUGCCUACAGCUAGCCGGUCUCAUCCGAGCAUCAUUCCCGGAAGCGGAAGUCGAGUGUCGUACCGGUCGCCGGGGUUCCUUCGAGGUUGUCAUCAACGACACGCUCGUCCACUCGAAGCUUAAGUCGCUCGCCUUUCCCGACUACGCCGAUGUCCUUGAGCGCGUACGGGAUGCACAAAACGGGCUUCCGGUUCGCCAAGCAGCUGCACAACCUAUCACCGACUGUGUGGUACAGUGAAGGACAAACUUAAAGGAUCGCUGUCGCCCGGUGAUUAGCGCCACCCUGCUUCACUGCACAGACUACCCAAAGUUUGUUUUGUACCCUUGUGAAAGUUUGGUAUUUUUUAAGCUGACUAGCUGACCUCGCAAACUUCGUGCCG